This is a messenger RNA of Prorocentrum cordatum, 1786 nucleotides long. The record is from the annotation of a GenBank genome assembly. Lineage: Eukaryota; Dinophyceae; Prorocentrales; Prorocentraceae.
UUUUUGAGCUUAACGCCCUCUCUGCCUGAGAGGUCGACCACUGUGGCAGCAUGCAGUGCUGCACUCGCUGAGCUGGAGGGGAGCGAGCCCCACCAGCGGUCCCUCGACGGCCCCGAGGGGGGCGCAAAGGGAUAUUGAAACAGACAGGAGGAGAAACAUGGCAAGUCGGGAGACACAGCGGGCCUCCUCCUCGAGAGGUUGCCAUACGGGGGGAGGAUGGGGAGAGGGAGGACGGCGAGGGGGGGACGAGGACGAGGAGGGGGAGGAGCAGCGGGAUGAGCUGGAGUGCGUGCAGCCGAGGGUGCAACGAGCCAAGACCGGCUCAGCGGGCGCAAGGCUGGGUCCGAUUCCUUCCUCUUCCCCGCCUCCUUCCCAUCCUGCAGGAACACAGCCAGCAGCCACUGUUGAAAUUCACAGGAGAAUAAGACACACAUUCAAAAACUAUAUGAAUUGCACUUGCGUCAAGAACGACGCAAACCGUCGGCGAUAUGUAGAUGCCGCCGCAUGCCAAUCUCUUCUCGGCAAAAACGCCAUGGGACAGACGUCCCCAUACAUUUUGGACUCGCCAAACCUUUAAAAAGCCUCCGGAUGGAUGGCUCCUGCGUCUUCUACCUUCGGAGUAGCCUGGGUUGCCGACGAGGAUAAUAACAUAAAUGUUUAUAGGAUGGAACUCCGCUCUGCACUGGGAGUUAAAAGAAGGCUGCUUCGAGGCGCUCGAAGCCAGAUAGUGUCGCCAAGAAGCGCUGACAGCGGUCAGGGCGCAUUCAAAAAUCAUCGAUAGACGCAGACCUCGGGGCGGAUUAAACACCCGUCGUCAGCACCGUCGGCAAGGCUAAAAGCCGACGUGCGCCCGAGCACUGGCGCGACGGCCUGUUCGGCCACGGAGGCGAAGGGUCCUUGGACGCCGGCAAUUCAGGCUUCAGGCGCCGGCCGCCUUCGCUCCUUCGCUGGUGAGGCCUUCGAUCGUGCGGCCGCCGCCCGCCCUUCACGUCGUCACGCCCCGCGCAAGGCCCUUGCGCAGAACCAGCGCGGGCGACCCCGCCCACUGGCCCGCGCCUGGGACCCCGCCGCUGGGCCCCUCGGGCCAGAAGGGGUCUUCUUGGCCUACGGACGCCGCGUGGCUUGCGGCACUGCCGCCGCCGCCAGGCCCCGCGGCGGACGGGGGGGCCUCCUCGCCUCCGGGCGCCUCCCGCGGCGGCGGCGAGAACGCCCUGCGGGGUCUCGCCGCCUGGUACUUGUCGGAGAAGGCACCGCCCGUCGGGGCGGCCUGCGCGCGCCAGAAGCCGGCGGAGGGCACUCGGCGCCAUCGCCGCUGCGCUGGGUGGAGCCCGCCCCCGGGCCGCCGAGGCCGGGCGGGGCUCCAGGAGCCCCGCCGCCCGCAUGACCACUGCGGGCGGCGGGUCGGCGCGGGGCGCCGGGCUCCUGGGGGCCGGCCCGAGGGUCCACGCGGUGGGCGCCUCGGGAUCGACCCGAGGGUCCGCGGCAGCGGGCGCCUCGGGAUCGACCCGAGGGUCCGCGGCAGCGGGCUUCUGCAGGGCGCGGGCGUUCGCGGGGCCAUGGCCGCGCUGGUUGGCUGAUCGAUGCGCUGCAGUCGGCGGGGAGGCGUCAACUAUUGAGUCGAAUCUCUCCUGGGUCAAAUUGGCUAAACCACGGAGGGAGAGGAGCGGCCACCGUGCCGCGAGGCACGAAGUGGGUUGAAUUCGGGCCCCUCCGAGUUCAGUCUGCGCUGUCAACUGUAAACGCUCUGCCAACAGCCCAGAGCAGGGAGUUCCGGGCGCUCUUGGGC